UUCACUCACACUCAUAAACCCUAAUUUAAUUACACAUCUCUUCCACAUAAAUAUUUUCUUGAUUUUUUUAGUUUCUUGAGAGAAAAGUAAUAAGAUGAGUGCCAAACGUCCCUACACUACACUCCUGCUGCUUUUCAUCAUAGUCUUGCUUUCUUUAUCCAAUUUGGUUCAGGGAUACAAUCACCUUCGUCCUCAAGAAUGCAGGCCUCGUUGCACGUACCGGUGCUCGGCGACGUCGCACAAGAAGCCAUGCAUGUUUUUCUGCUUGAAGUGCUGCGCGAAGUGCCUGUGCGUGCCGCCGGGCACUUACGGCAACAAGCAGACGUGCGCUUGCUACAACAAUUGGAAGACUAAAGAAGGCGGCCCUAAAUGCCCUUGAAGACUAUAUAUUUGUCUUUUGUUCUUCCCAGCACAUCAAGAAUUGAUCAACCCUUUGUUAUGAUAUAUAUAUAUAUAUAGAGAGAGAGAGAGAGAGAGAGAGUUUAUUAUAUUCUUUAAAAGAUGAGUGCUGUUGUAGUAACCCUACUUCACUGUUGGGGUGUGACCUUUUCUAGUAUCAUAAUAAUAUAUGAAAAUUAUGUCAGUUUUCUUUA
Messenger RNA from Sesamum indicum (sesame), 593 nucleotides. RefSeq names its product protein RSI-1. Lineage: Eukaryota; Viridiplantae; Streptophyta; Magnoliopsida; Lamiales; Pedaliaceae. The record is from RefSeq and is a predicted model, not a curated record.